AUGGCUUCAUCGUACCCAAAAACCCCAACCGGCAUAAAAGUCAUAGUCGUAGGCGCCGGUUUCGCCGGCCUAACAACAGCAAUCGAAUGCCACCGGCAAGGCCACUCCGUGCGCAUCUACGAAUCCUUCCCCACCCUCAAGUCGCUAGGCGACAUAAUCUCCUUCGGCGCCAACGGCGGGCGGAUCUUUGCUCGCUGGUCAGACGGUGCCAUUGCUCGCAAACUGCGCUCAUUGUCCAUUGACUUGUCGGAGUACGGCUUUCGUAUUCACAAGUAUGAUACCGGCGAAGUGGUCCAUCAUCAACCUACCCCUCCACAAAAUCCGGAGGCGCCGGUUUUUAAUGGCCAUAGGGGCGAACUGCACCAGGUUGUGUUUGAGUAUGCUAGGGAUGAGUUGGGGAUUGAAGUGCACUUGGGGAGGAGAGUGGAGGGGUAUUUUGAAGAUGGGGAAAAGGCGGGGAUUGUACUUGGUCAUGGGGAGAGGGUGACUGCGGACAUCGUAAUCGGCGCUGAUGGCGUCCGGUCAAAAGCCCGCCACUUAGUUCUUGGGUUUGAAGAUAAGCCUAAGAGCAGCGGGUAUGCCGUUUGGCGAGCUUGGUUCCCAAACACCGACAUGAUUGCCGACUCCCUCACCCGCGAGUUCUGCGCCAACGGCGAUACUUUCAACGGCUGGAUCGGUCCCGACGUGCACUUCCUCUUCAGCACCAUCAAGAACGGCUCCGACUGCUGCUGGGUGCUCACCCACCGCGACGAGCACGACAUCGACGAGUCGUGGUCCUUCCCCGGCAAGCUCGAAGACGUUUACAAAGUGCUGGAAGGGUGGGAUCCCGUCUGCAAAGCCAUUGUCGAGAAAACACCCUCGCUGGUGGACUGGAAGCUGGUCUAUCGAGAUCCGUUGCCGACGUGGGUGAGUAAGCAUGCUCGGAUUUUGCUGGUGGGAGACUCGGCGCAUCCGUUCUUGCCGACCAGCGCCCAGGGGGCAACGCAGGCGAUGGAGGAUGGGGUUACUAUUGCUGUUUGUUUGAGGAGGGCGGGGAAGGAGGGGGUGCAGGCUGCUGUUAGGACUCAUCAGGAGAUUAGAUACGACCGAGUGAGAGCUGUGCAAAAAACUGGGGAGACAACGAGGGACAGAUGGCACAAGACUGAUUGGGAAAAGGUUGCGAAAGACCCAAAGAGCAUUGCCUUUCCUCGGGAGGAUUGGAUUCAUCAACAUGAUGCCGAGAAGCAUGCCGAGGAGGUGUUUGAUGAGAUCUUCAAGAGGUUUACUGGUCCAGAGAAGGAGAGAACUGAGCCAUUGCUUCACAAGGAGGAGCCGGUAGCGGUUGCGUGA
Messenger RNA from Sordaria macrospora k-hell, 1329 nucleotides. NCBI's taxonomy places the organism in Eukaryota, Fungi, Ascomycota, Sordariomycetes, Sordariales, Sordariaceae. The record is from RefSeq and is a predicted model, not a curated record.